AUGAGCAAAAGUGUGCCGAGGUGUGUUGACAGUCUGUCUCCAAUCUUUCUCAAAUUCUUUGCAUCCCGCAAGGGGACAUCGUGCGUCGUACGCCCAUUAACACCGAGGUGGCAGCUAUAUUCGGCGUUGACGUCCGCAAUACGCCUGGAAAGUUUCCCAACGUUUUGUGCGUGUCUUGUGGGCGGCUCGACCGUUGUUCCUACUCUCAUUCUCCGACUAUGGGGCCUUGUAAGGCUCAAGCUGGGUUCAAGGGAUCCUGCCUCGAUCCCUCAUCAUUAUGCCCGGGUGAUCCGAUUACUAGCCGCCUUUAUUUCUGCGUGGUCAAGCUUUGAGCUUCUGAAUCGGAGGCCCCUCAAGCUUCGCCAGAACAGGAAUUCCCAAAGUAGUGCAGAAGGUAGUGCGGUUUCGAACCAGGCGGCUGCGGAUAAAUCCCCGGCCGGCCUGGAGCACCACGGACGUCCCGCCUUUGCGGGCAGGACGAUGGACCUUACCUUGUUUACUUUAACCCGAGCCGUGGAUACCGUCGCCUCGAUCGCAUGGGCCCAAUGGCGAUCAAGGCGGAAGGCACAAGGUCGGUGGACAUCAGCAGAGUCUGUGGCACCUGGGCUGGUGGAUGCCGGCCUUUUUGCGGCCAGCUCGGCGAUUGUGAUGUGGGCUUGGUUUUAUGUCCCAGAACGAUUACCCAAAUCUUACGAAAAGUGGAUUGGAGAGGUUGCCAAGGUGGAUACCCGCUUGAUCGAAGCGCUUCGCCGGGCCAGGAGAGGUAUCUUUGUGUAUGGAAAAGACACGGGUCAAGGCUCGCUGCUUCGGCCCAUGUGCAAGGAAUAUGGGUGGCCGUUGACGUGGGGGGAACCCUCGGAGACCAUUCCCAUACCCUGCCAAAUGGUCCACAUGAGCUGUGGUCCCAGCUGUGAGUGGCAUGCGAUAUCUCGAUUCGCGCGGACCUUUAAGUUCGCCUGUGCGACCUACAUCCCUUUGCAGAUGGCCGUUCGUGCCCGCUCCAUGAAAUCCAUGGCGGCCGUUCGUCGGGCGAUCACUGAGGCACUCCGUUCAUCAGGCUUCCUCGCCGCGUUCGUGAGUCUCUUUUACUACUCCGUCUGCCUGGCCCGGACGCGACUCGGACCCAAGAUCUUCAGCAGCAAAAAUGUAACCCCCCAGAUGUGGGAUUCUGGACUCUGCGUCGGUGCCGGGUGCAUGAUGUGCGGAUGGAGCAUACUGGUCGAGAAGGCACGGAAGCGGCAGGAAAUGGCACUGUUUGUGGCACCCCGAGCAGCCGCCACUGUGCUUCCUAGAGUUUAUGAUAAAAAGUAUCAAAACCGCGAACGCAUGGCCUUUGCUCUAAGCGCCGCCAUGCUUUUCGCCUGCCUUCAGGAGCGACCCGAUUUAGUCCGCGGUGUGUUUGGCAGAGUCGCCGCCAGUGUCUUGAAGGCAUGA
Molecule: messenger RNA, 1434 nt
Organism: Aspergillus candidus
Lineage: Eukaryota; Fungi; Ascomycota; Eurotiomycetes; Eurotiales; Aspergillaceae
Exons: 2
Coding region: 1-1434 (477 amino acids)
Source: RefSeq, a predicted model, not a curated record